GUAUACUGGAAGCCGUUGGUAGAAGGUAAUACUCGUAGCGAACUGUGUUCAUCUGUCAGUAACAGAUCAUUAGCAAAAGUUUAAGUUCAAGGAUUAGCAAGUCUAUUUACGUUCACGUGAGGACGCCAUACCCGCGGGACCGCGUGGGCGGGCGCCGGCUGCUUCAGUCAGAGACAGGCCACCAAGCCGCUCGCACGAACCCACGCCGCACAAGCGCUGAACGAACGACGACAAGAUGGCCACCGGCCCUAAGAUAGUGCACAAGCAGUUCAACUCGCCCAUAGGGCUAUACUCCCAACAGAACAUCCAGGAGACCCUCAGCAAGCACAUGCAGAAUCUCGACAACGGCACCGUCGGAAUUGACUUUAACCAGCCAGGAACCGACAAACCAGCAAACCUCGCCAAUUCCGCAGUUCUACGAAUGCUGGAGGAAGAAGAACGCAAUCGCAGGGGCUACCCCAAGUUAGACCCCACCCAAGUGCAGGCGAUUAUGGACACCUUGGUUCACGCUAACCACCGGUUUGACAGCUACUGGCCACCAGACGGGGCAGGGAUGCGGUCCGCUAGGAGCUGGGAUGGCCAGCUCAACGCCACAGGCAAUAUUUACUCAGACUUUAUGAAAGCCACUAAAGGCCAGAAGAAGGUGGUGUGGCCACCAGUGCCCGAAACGAACGGCUAUCACCAGCCGCAACAGCAGAAUCCUGCGUACCACAACAACGCGCAGCACUCCCCCUCCGCGCAACCUCCGCCGCAAUACCACCACCAGAACCAGCAACAGUAUCAAAACCAACCUCAGUACCAAUCCCAAUACUCUCCUCAGCCCAAUCAGUAUCAAAACCAACCCCAGUAUCAAGCCCACCCACAAGCUCAGUAUCAACAGCCGCAGCACUGCGAAGGAAAGCGUCAGGAGGCUACAGGGCUGAGCAAAUUGAUUCCCUUUGGUCCGGGAGCCUCGGCUUCCCCAGUUUCUCCUCCCUACCGCCAGGGUCCGCCGUCGCCGGGAGUGGCGCAACCCUACCGUCAGCCAAACAGCCGCUGGGCACCUGUUCCAGCCCCCCUUUCUCCUCAGACCCAAGGAUCGCAGCCGAGCUAUCCCCAACAACAGUACUCGCAACCGCAAUACUCGCCUCAACCACAGUACUCGCCCAACCAGUACUCGGAGCCGGCGUACUCGCCCCCACAGAGACAGUUCGAGCCUCCCCCGUCCACUAUCACCCUCCGCCCGCAGCCCCCGAUACACCAGCAACCGCCCCCAGUGUUCGCUAGUCAACCAGCUGCAGCGUCUUUCAAAGGAGGAGUCAAUAUGCGUGGGGAUCAGAAGUGGCCGCCACAGUCGGUGAAGGAGGCGGUGGCUGCUGAGAACGAAGCGAGGGUGCAGCUCGCCAGGGGGCCAGCCUGCAGGCCGCGCAAGGUGAAGAAGGACUACUCUUCAUUUUUCGCGCAACACGCCCUCAAUCACAACUACCCCGGCUACCGCGCCCCGCCCGGCACGCAGCACUACGAAGAUAACUCGGGACGAUCUUCUUACUAGAUUAUAUUUAGGCUAACUAACCUCAUCUAGACUAUAUAUCAUGUUCAUCUCACCAAAAUUAAUUUAAUCAAGCAUUGCUUUUGAAUUUUUUUAUUAAAGUUACUAAUGGAUAAAAGUGUCUUAAAUGAUAAUUGGGGGCAAAACUGUAAGUUACUUUAAUAAAAAAAUAUUUUAUAUUUCUUCAUACAAAACCAUGUCUCAUGAAUCAUUUCGCUAAGAAGUCUCAGAGUAGUGACUUUCGAAGGAAGUACUUGUAUAGACUUUAGGUAUUAAAGUCUUGGGGCAUGUACAACAUUGGUUUGUAAACCGUUAUUUUAUGUAGUUUUAAUUUAUUCUUAACCAUCAAUUAGUUUUAAGUAUCAACAAUAAAAAUAAUAAUAAAAAAAUAAAAAAAAUCGUCAUUGCCAAUUUCGUUUCAUGAUCUGUUUAUCUACUUUAUUUCUUUUAUAUUUUACUUAAUAUUAUCAUAUUACCAAUGUAAUGACGUGCGGCUUUAUACAUUGCGAACGUAAUGCGAAAUAUUAUAACUGCUUUUUAAUUCAUUGUAAAUAAUGCUAUAUUCCAAAUUAUAUCCCUUGUAAAGUAAUAAGAAAUCGUGAAAAUUAAUGCAACAUAUCAUAACAAAAUCGGCUAAGCUUGCUAGUCAGAUGAGAUUUAAUAUUAUUAUUUUGUAAAUAAACUGUUGAUCAGCUUUUUCGUUUUGGUAUUAUGUAAUUAUAUUUCAAUGAAAUAAAUUGUAUACAAAACCAAUGCGUGUUUUUUAUUAGGUACUCAACAUUACAAUAUAAAGUUUGACGCAAUUUCUUGUAACUAAGACAGCGUUAACUCAACAAUGAGGGUGCAUAUUUAUAUGUUUAAACGAAGAAGGACGUAAUAAAAUACAUUUUUACAUAUGAAAAUACUAUAUUAUCAUACAAUACAUACAGUACGUGCAAUCCGCGCCAGCUGGUCAGUGCACAAUGGUUGGAACAAUAACAGCGAACUAGCCAAGCUAAUGUAUAUUUACAAAAUCUACGCAAUGGGAUAUUUUGCGUAUAUAAAUUAUUAUCAAAAUACAAUAUCAAUUUAGCCUAUACUGUGUAGUAUUUUCUAUGCCUGUUUUUUUCAUAUAUUUAUACAUAAAUUACCGUCUUGAUUUUUCCCUGUCUAACUUCACCUUCACUUUGAUAGAUUUUAUUUAUUUGCAAAACAAGUCAUAUUUCAGAUAACACAAUUAUUUAUAUAGAUAGUUAGCAUGAGAUGGUUUAACGAAUAAUGAGAAUUUUUAUUGUAAUUAGCUUUCAUUCUAUGAAAUAAAAUAACGUGUAUCCCACUGCGCGACUAUAACAAACCAACAUCAACUAUAAAAAGCCUAUUGUCACUCAUGAGUCGCUGACGUAUUCUUAAUAUCACAGAAGUAACCAUUAUAUAUACAGCAUAUAGGCUAGGACACUGUCCAAACAAAUUAAAUUCGCAAACUUUAAGAGUGCAU
This is a messenger RNA of Amyelois transitella, 3002 nucleotides long. Its product is annotated as DNA translocase FtsK. NCBI's taxonomy places the organism in Eukaryota, Metazoa, Arthropoda, Insecta, Lepidoptera, Pyralidae. Bases 236 to 1531 code for a protein of 431 amino acids. The transcript has 10 exons. The record is from RefSeq and is a predicted model, not a curated record.